UCUAAUAUGACACUGAAUUAAGGUCAGAAAGUUAUUCAUUGAAGUCUAAACGUUUUCAUUGCAUUCUCAUUACGAAAAGUUUUUAUUCAUUUAGAUUUUAAAAUCGACUAAAAUAUUCUUAAAUGCUAGCAAUUCCGAAUUUCCAUAAUAGAUUGUUGUUUUACUUUAAAUGUUAACUUUUAAUUUAAAAUUUUACUAUUUGAAUUUUUAAUAUUCGAAUUUUACUCUCAUACAUAAAAUUAAUAAUUUAUAAAUAAAUUUAUCGCUAAGUUUGCAGGUUGCAUCCGUAGAAGAUAGAUAAAAUUGCAUUAUUACAUGUAGUCAAUUUUGAUCUUUGAUUUAGUUUAAUAUUGUUCGUUUAUAUAUUAGAAUUUGUUCACCAGUAAAACUUUUUACUGUGAAUUAUAAACAUAAUCAAAUUUUAACAGAUAUUUUGCGCUUAUUACUUUUAAUUAGCAAAUUUGUGCAAAUUGUACCUCGUUAUUGCUUUAUUUUUGACUAAUUUUGUUGUUUAUUUCCAUCCAUCUGUUGGCAGAAUCUGGUCCAAAAGAAAAUCCAGGCCUCAUUUUAUCCUGGCUGAGAUCAUAAAGAAGGUUUUGUUUGAAUGAUCGUAUGAGCGUCUGCCACGGGGAUGGGUCUAAAUGAAGACCCAGUUUGAAAACUCUUAACUCAUUUCUUCGUCGUGCAAGUGUAUCUCAGACAUUGUCCGAACUGGUGAAGUCUCGCAAGUCCGAAUUUACUUGGUGCCAACCUCAGCAGGUGUAUAGUUCGGGUAGAGGUUUUCGAGUCUAUUUUUAGGAUGUAGUAAUGGAGUGAAUCAGCUGCUGCCUUUAGCUAAGAUGCAGAUAACAUUAGCCGUCUCAACGGGCGGCAGCACUAGCGAACGUUGCGACAUCCUUUUCUCAAUCUCUUUCUUUUACUGUCCCUCUCUCAACAAGCUUUCUCCUUGGACGCAAUGCAUUCCAGCUGUUUGAUUUUCCUCGGAUCCAUCAUGGAUGUUGAAGCACUAUAGUCAAAAAGUCGGCGUGGAUUCUUCAUUGUUCGUCGUUGUUGCCGUUGUCGUUAUUAGUAAUAUCAUGUUAGAUUGCCAAUCAACGAGUGACGGCAGCAAGGAGGGAGAUACCGUGGGUUGUAAACAUUGUCAAGGAACAGGAGAUAAGCAAGUAUAUUGGGGAAUUCAACUCGAUCAGGAUUUGCUGGAAACAAUAAUCAGUAUUUAUCCUGAAUGGUUUAAAGAUUAUACUUUAAAUCAUAAUACAAUGGCUGACAAUAUUAAAUUAAGUAUCAACACUGCCAAUCAAAAUACUGAAACCUCAAUCCACAAACCAAUUAUUCCACUUUUAAAAUCUGAAAAUAAUUCCAAAGCAGAAGUAGAUGAUGCCUCUCUUCAAACAUCUAUGGAUAAAAAUAAAGAAUCGUUGAAAGUGAAAUUAUUAUUAAGACGUCCGUUAAAUCAAUUAGUGGAACAAGGAAUCAUGCCUUCACUUAAAACACCUCCAGCAUUCCAUGAACAGAGACAAAAAUUGGAAAGAGCAAAGAUGGGUGACAUAUUGAAGAGUAAAAUUCAAAGAAGACCUGAUAGACAAGAAUUAAUACAGCAACAUAUACUUGAAGAUACUACUGUAGAUCCAAGUCUUCAGGCUAAACAACGCCAAUUGAAGAAAGCACGUUUAGCUGAUGGGUUGAAUGAUAGAUUAUCUCAUCGUCCUGGUCCAUUAGAACUUAUUAAAGGGAACAUUUUAAAAACUGAUGAAGAAUUUGCACAGGCAAUAAGAGAAGGACAAAUAAAUUUUAGGAGGACUUGUGAAGGGCAAGCACAAAAACAUUUAGAAUCAAUAAUGAUUGAUGAAGAAGAUAGUAGCAGUGAAGCUGCAUUGUCUCCUCCACAAGAUACCAGUGACAUAUCUCAAAGCAGCUUUCCCUCAUUAGAACCAAGUGACUUAUCUCCUGGUCCUAAUCAUGGAUCUCCAGGAUCUUUUGUAAUUUCAUUUGCAACAUCACCAGUCAGUUCAGUGACUUCAUCUCCUGUGAAUUCAUUAACAUCAUCUCCACCACCACGUCCUAUUAGUACUUCUUUGGGUUCACCACCUUUAACUGUGCAAACAGUGGCAGUGGGAACUGGAAAUAAUCAGAAAGAAUCUAAUAAAAACAGGAAAAAAAGCAAAUCUAAAGCACAACCAAAAACAAGAACAAUCAAAUUUCAUGAAUAUAAGGGUCCACCAAAUGCCCAGAAAAACCAAACAACAACAACAGUAUCAUCUGAAACAUCAUAUGAAUUAUUAUUGCAGCAACAGCAAUUACUCUUGCAGUGGCAAUUAGAAUGGCAGCAAAAAUAUCCACAAAUUAUAUUGUCUGCUUCACAGAAUUCAUCUGGGGACCAAACAGUUUCAAACGGACAGACAACAAAUAUUUCACAUUCAACACAAAAUCAAGAUAUUCUUCGUACAUUAUCAAAAUUAGAAGAUAUGAAAGUUAGUGAUUUAAAAGCAGAAUUAAAAAGAAGAAAUCUCCCAGUGUCUGGGUCAAAACCUCAGUUAAUAGAACGUUUAAAACCUUAUUCAGAUUUUGCAGCAAACAUAUCUACAUCAACAGCUGGCAACAUAGUUACUGUUUCACCUACUAUGCCAGUAAAUGUUAGUGGUUUAUUACUAGAUGCUUAUUCAUCAGUGACAUGUCAGAGUGAUUCAGAGGUACCUCCAACCUCGCCAAUGACUAUGAAUAAUGAUAAUACACCACCUGGAAUAGAUAUAGUAAAACAAGAACCAUUUCAAGAAACUCAGUUGAGUGGAUCUCGCCCUUCUUCUGUUGUGCCAAUGGACAUUGAUAGUAAUCCGAAUAAUGAUGCAAUAGAUAUUAAUAAUACCAUUCCAGUUGUUGCAUCGAAUGAAAAUAUUGUUAAAUUGCAACAAAAAAGAAUUGAGGAACUUCAGCGGGAAUUAGAAUGGUCUCAUUUACAAUUACAACAACAUCAGUCUAUAUUAAAUCAUCAAAAAGCACAAUCAUCAAAUAUACUUGCUUCUCCUGCAGCUGUUGCAGUUGCAUUAACAUCACCAUCCUCUGUUACAAAUAGUCCCUCAUGUUCAAUACCUUCAACUAUAUCUUCUGCAGUGUCUCAGGAUAAUUCUGUGGAUUCUAAAUUGUUUUCGAGACAACUGUUACAACAAAAGUUUCAACAAAAUCAAAAUUCUCAACAAGGUAUACCUAUAGUUUCAACACAACCAUCAUCUGCUUCAGUGAAAGCAAGUUUAGCUGCAUUCCUUCAUAAUCAACAAAAUGCUGCAACAAGUAAUUCUGUUCCUACAUCUGUACCCUUAACAAGUUUUCCUGCAACACUUAUAGCUUCUCAUGUCCUUGCAACUGCACCCACUACAUCCAGUCACAUAAACCAAGCCACAGUACCGGUUGUAUUGACUCAGCCUACUUCAACAUUAAAUAUUAAUGAUAAAUCUCACAUCAAUUCAUUACCUAAUGGUGUUCUUCAAAAAUCAGUUUCCUGUCAUACACCAUUAAAUUCAAGAGCAUCAUCACUUCCAAAUUUUGCAUUAUUGCAAACUACAAAGCCUUGUCCAGUUAGAACAAAUACUGAUCCUAAAUUUCAGAAUAGUAGACUUCCACCAAAUUAUGAUGAAGCAACAAAACAGUUAAAAUCAAAUCAGGCUAUUCAACAAUUCCAAUUAGGAAUUGCUAAACAAUUGACGACAAAGCGACCCCGGGGACAAAAAUCUGUUAAAAGCCAAGCUGUUGAUGAUGUUUUGGAAAUAUUAAUUAAAAAUGGAGAGCUUCCACCUAGUGCUGCUCAAGAACCACCAACUCCUACAACUCCUGAAACAGGAAAACCAGCAGCAAAUGCUCCUCCAUUAUUUCCUUCAACAUCUUCGUUACCAUCCGUUACUCCACCACCUUCGACAAUUCUUACAGAAACUGAAAAUGGAGUAACAAAUACUCUAGAUUUUGAUUUUCAUCUAGGUCUAGAUGAAAUCGAGGCUAUGGAUCUUGGAGUGCUUGGUCCAGAAGAUAAUUCUCAGAAAACAGAUUCUAGUAUAGUUUGUCCAUCCACACAUACUGAAACCCAUAAGUCCCAUCAGCAAUGUAAUAAGAAUCCAUCGUAUUCAAUAUCUGCUAACAAUGAAUUAACAAAUACGAAUAUGGACAUCGAACUGUGCGAUUGGUUGGAUUCCGUGAUGCAGCCAUCCACGAAUACGUCCGUCGACCUGUCUUCUAACGGAAGUUUUCUGCACCGGCCACAAAACACAUACAAUAACAAUAACGACAAUGAUCCUCUACUCUCUAACAUGGCGAGUACUCACGAUCCGUUCGAUCUUUUUUCUAUUGAAGACAUGGAUUUUAAAACACCGACAGAACUAAGUGGUGUUCUGAGUUGGGACAAAGUGGAUUUUGCCACUUAGCAACAAUGCUGUGAUAAAGUGGUCCAGUUUUUUUGUCUGUUUUGUAAAGAAAAGGGGGAAGAUUCAAAUCAAGAUGGAUUUAUUUCCUUCCUGUUGAGUUUGCCGUUCUAAGAAGUGACGGCAUUUUUAUGAUCCGAAAUUAAGUUAGUGCCAUUUAAACCCAUAAAUUAAACUGAUGAAGGACCAUUAUUUCUUCCAAAUAGGUAUCAUUUAAUAGGUCAUUAGUCUGUUCGUGGACCAAAAUGGUUAAUUUGACCAGAGUACAAGGAAGUACUGUCUUCCAAAUUAGGAGAUGGAUUAGUUCUAUUUGUGAAUAAACAGAUUCUAGUUUGUUUGAUGGUGGGGGUAAAAUUUCGUGUGAUUUUUAUUGGAUUGUUAUAGCUUAUUACAUAAAUAAAUUUGAUAGCCUAUUAUUAUUUUUUGCACAUACAGUAUAUGUUGCAACUAAUGAAGUUGAAAGCCAACUUUAAAUAAUCACAAUGACAAACUGAAAACAAAAUCCUUUGGCUUGCAAAUUCCUUUAUUUGCCAUAUCUUCUGGUAUUUUAUUGCCAAUAAGCAUAUCCAAUCCACGAAUCGGAAUCAAGAAGUUACCUGAACCAAAAUAUUAUGCAGAAAAGGACAAUAGGUUUUUGAGAACUUGGAGCGUAACCUCCCUUUCAGUAUUUUGUUUUCUAAAAUUUAUUAUUUGAGUGACUAUGCCAAAUUGUCAUGACUGAUAAUUUACAAAACCUUUCUAAUCCUUCCACAGUUCUUCCAGUCUCAGGAGUCUAUUGCUCCCUGCUCAUUUAUCAGUGCCUUAUUUUUUUGGUAUAUAUUGAAUGUACUUCUUCGAGGAAGCCAGUUUUAUGAGUGUUUCUGCAAAUUCAUGCUUCCACUUGCUAUGUCAAUUUACUCCAUUUGCUCAAGGUAAAAAAAAAAUCAUUUGUACCAUCAAAUUACUAAUAGAAGAAUUUUGAAUUAACAAAAUAACAAAAAUUUAACAAGAUUUGAAUUUAACCAAGUGAAAUUUGGAGCUUUUUAAUUGGAGCAUUAGUUAUGCUAUUUUUAUGGAAGUAUUAAAAUGAUAAUAUCAGUUGCAUAAGAAAAAUCAUGUACUUGCUAAAUAUAAAUAACAUGCCUGCUAAUGUUUUGUGUCAAAAUUACCAUUCCAAUAAUAGUUCAAAAGAGAGAAACUCGUCAAAAUUCAGAGUUCCAGGAGACGGAGAGAAGAGGAAUUUCAUGCUUUGCUUAUCUGUUCAUUUUUAGAAAGGACAUACAUUCCAAACCAUGUCCAAACUGUGCUUAUAUAUAUAUAUAUAAAAAAGUAUGUGUGAAUAUAUUUAGUGUCAAACACAUUCCUACAUCUGUUUCACCCCCAGUUACCCUGCAAAAUAAGUAUGAAAUGACACAUCUCUCCAUGAUUAAGUCUUAUGCUGAAGGCAUGAAGUGCCUUAUAAAAAGUUGGAGACAUUCGAAAUUGGAACUGUGCUUUUGACUAUUUAUAAUUUUUGUCGCGAAAUUUAAUUUUGUGUAUCGGAUCAAGUGCGUCAAAUUCAUAGUACCGUAUUGCACGGGGUGAAACAGUAAUAGGACUGUCCUGGCAAGCCUCUGUGGGACAGUAAAUCCAGAACUAAUAAAAAGGGAUGACAGAACUUGGGUUGAUUAUACGCUUGUUCAAUUUUGUAUAUAAUUUGUGGUGUCUUUUUUUUUCCCCUUUGGCUAGGAAGCCUUGUCAAAAUAAAACUUUGAAAAAGUGUGAAAUGUGUUUUUAUUAUCAAAACAUAUCCUAUUUUGAAGACUUUUUCUAGCAUAUUGUAAUGUUUUAUAAACAAAAUAUUAGCAUGCCAUAUUUAGUGUAAUUAAAAAUGGCAUUAUUUAAUGCUAACUUUUACAGAAGCUGAAACUACGAAUAAAUUUUUGUAGCGCAUUCGA
Centruroides sculpturatus (bark scorpion) is the source of this 6319-nucleotide messenger RNA. Its product is annotated as MKL/myocardin-like protein 1. The transcript has 16 exons. NCBI's taxonomy places the organism in Eukaryota, Metazoa, Arthropoda, Arachnida, Scorpiones, Buthidae. Bases 996 to 4406 code for a protein of 1136 amino acids. The record is from RefSeq and is a predicted model, not a curated record.